AUGGCAACCCGCCUCUUCCUAGCAUUGGUCUCAUGGCUCGCAGCAGUACAGGCUACUACGCCGCAAUCCUGCUGGAGGGAUACGGAAUGCAGUGGCCCAGAUGAUGCCGCAUUUCCUGGUAAAUGGGAGCAAAAUAUCUUUGCUCCCGCGUCCAGAACAGUCUCUCCCGUGGCAUUCCUUGAAGGCUCAGGCCUUGAAGCAAUCGACGCGUCAACUACCACUUUGCAAUUGGACGAUGUCACCCUGCCCAGUGUCAUUGCCGAUUUUGGUUUCGAGGUGGGAGGGAUUUUGACAGUUGAAUACACUGUCAGGUCAGUGCACGGCAGCAACGCGAUUGGGAUGGCCUUUACAGAGGCCAAGGACUUUGUAGGACCCAACUCGGACAGCACGACUGGCAUCUUUUCCAGGCCAGAGGGCGCCAUCUACGCAAACAUCUCGGAGAAGGGCGACUUCAUCUACGUCAUGCCCGAUGAGUACCUUCGGGGUGGAUUUCGGUACUUGACGCUCUUUUUGCAGCCAGGGAGCGUGUCCAUUGAGAUCCGCAACAUUUCCCUCGAGAUUGCCUUCCAGCCGACGUGGGCCAACCUGCGGGCUUACCAGGGAUACUUUCACAGCAGUGACGAGCUGCUCAACAGGAUAUGGUACAGCGGCGCGUAUACGCUGCAGACCGACGCCGUUCCCCCGUCUACCGGCCGAGCAUGGCCCGCGCCUGAGACAGCGUGGCAGAACACUGGAUAUCUUGGCCCGGGAGACACGAUUCUGACCGAUGGGGCGAAGCGCGAUAGAACUGUCUGGCCUGGUGAUCUUGGUGUGGCGGUUCCGGCUUCGUUUUACAGCACGGGUGAUUUGCAGAGCACAAGGUACGGGUUGCAAUCGCUGUACAAUAACCAGAAUGCACAAACUGGCGAGCUGCCGUUCUCGGGCACUCCCUUGUCGGCCACGCAUUGCAUGUCGUACCACAUGUGGACCAUGAUUGGCACGUAUAACUAUGUAUUUUACUCUGAUGAGGUAGAUUUUCUGACGCAUAAUUGGGACAAGUAUAAAUUCGCCAUGUCAUAUGCUAUUAGCCAAAUCGAUAGCACAAUCGGGCUCAUAAAAAGCGACAGCCCCGACGCCGACUGGGGUCGAUUUUGGGCGAAUGGCACCUUGACCUCAUUACAAGCUAUUUUCUACCGGACAUUAGUCACGGGCGCUCAGCUCGCUGACUGGGCAGGCGAUACGACAGGUCUAGGCGUGAAUUGGCUGCAGCAGGCAGAGGAAAUCCAGUCCCUCACUAAUGAAAUCAAUUGGGAUCCCUCGGUGGGAGCCUUUUUCGAUGUGACGGAAAGACCAAAUAUCCAUCCUCAAGACGGCAACUCCCUGGCGGUGUACUUUGGCAUUGUCAAUGCCUCGUCUGCUGCAGCAUCCAGCAUAUCUGACUACCUUGCGCACAAUUGGACGCCCAUUGGCGCCGAGUGUGAAGAGCUUCCUGGCGAGAUAUCGCCUUUUAUCUCGUCCUUUGAGAUCCAGGCACACCUGUUGACCGGCAACACCCAACGAGCCCUUGACUUGAUCCGUAGCUCCUGGGGCUGGUACCUUGACCAUCCCAAUGGCACCCAGAGCACAAUGGUUGAAGGCUAUCUGAUCAAUGGCACGUGGGGCUAUCGGUGGAAUGCAGGCUAUCAAAACGACUUUUCGUACACGUCGCACUCGCAUGGAUGGGCUACAGGCCCGGUGACUGCCCUGACGGAGCGUGUAUUAGGCCUCAGCAUCACUGGCCGAGCCGGCAAAUCGUGGAGGCUAGCUCCGCAGCCGGGAGACUUGACCCAUGUGGAGGGUGGAUUCACGACGAAGCUGGGCAAGUUCAGUGCAAGCUGGACCAAGCAGCAUGACGGGUCGAUUGCUCUCGACUAUGACGCCCCCCACGGCACGACUGGCGAGGUCGUUGUGCAAUCCAGUGUGACCAAUGUCACGGUACGCAGCUUGGAAAGCAGGGUAAAGAGAGGAAUGUUUGAAAUCGUCGAUGACAACAAUGGCGGAAAGACGCUUCUCAUCAGGAGUGGCGGAGGUCGGCAUAAUAUCGUCCUUCGCUGA
Molecule: messenger RNA, 2073 nt
Organism: Pestalotiopsis fici W106-1
Lineage: Eukaryota; Fungi; Ascomycota; Sordariomycetes; Amphisphaeriales; Sporocadaceae
Exons: 6
Coding region: 1-2073 (690 amino acids)
Biological process (GO): carbohydrate metabolic process
Source: RefSeq, a predicted model, not a curated record